Paramecium tetraurelia is the source of this 1002-nucleotide messenger RNA. RefSeq lists its product as uncharacterized. The transcript is spliced from 3 exons. The record is from RefSeq and is a predicted model, not a curated record. NCBI's taxonomy places the organism in Eukaryota, Ciliophora, Oligohymenophorea, Peniculida, Parameciidae.
AUGAUUACAAAAUUAAAACAAUUGAUAAAUGAUAAUUCUGCUGGACAAGCAAAUAAUCCAAUUUUGGCUGCUCUAAAAGAUUUAAAAUUAAACAGCAAUGACACUCAAUUUACAUAAUAAGCAGAAAUAAGCAAGAGAUUAAAACACUUUUUUGCCAAUGAUCAAUCAAAAUCUUAGUUUUUAAAAUAAUUAUUAGUAGUAGUAGGAGAGUACUUAUAAUAGGAGAAAAAUUUCUUCAUAAAGUUAAAAAUGCUCUUAUUAGUUCAUAUUAUCAUCAGUUCUUAAGUAGCAAGGGCUGAAUUCUCAAAAAUGAUUAUCAAUACUCGUUUAAUAAUAAAUAUCAAGAGCAAAGAUGACUCAGAGAACGUGUAUGGAUAAUUAUGCCAAUCUUAUUACUGUUAUAUAUAUAAAUUGGCUGCUCAAACCACUUUGAUAAAUGAAGAAUUCAAUAAACCUUAAGAAGAUCUAAUGAUCUACUUUACGUUGUCGAAUUAAUGCUACAUCGGAAUGAGUAUGUAACAUUUGAUAGAAAGAAUAAGUUAAGAUCAUGAAACCAAUCCGGUGAUGGCACAUUUAGUUAAGUUCCUCUAUUUUGACAUUCAGGACAUUUAUAUUUUCAUACUCAAAGACGUAAAGUAUCUUAUCGAAAAGAACCCAAGUUUGAUAGGGAACAAAUAACAACUGUUGGAGUUGUAUAAGGAAUGUCAAUCAUUGUAAACCAAGAUGCUGAGUUUCUACAAAUUCAAUAGAUUCUUUCCUCAUUUCAAUUAGAUUAUGCCUCCCCAUUCCAUUCAGAUCAAGGCUUCUGUGCUAAAUGCGAUAGUUGAAGAGAAGCCUCUCAUGAAAUAGUCUUCAAUAAAGUCAGGCCCACAUGAGAUACGAGAGCCUUUGUCUGUAAAGAACUCAGAUAGGAAACUUUAGGAAUAUAAUAGACCCUUCUCUCCGAAAUAGAAAAUGCAUUGAUAAUCUUAAAUUGCAAUUUAAAAUACUUAAUUUCCUUAA